AUGAGCCCGUCUGUCAGCUACGGAGGUGACGAGGUUGGCGCUGUCGUCCUCGACAUCGAGUCUGGCUCGGUCCGCGCCGGCUACGCCGGUGAAGACGCGCCCAAGUGUGUGUUCCCGACCGCCUACGCGACCAUCCCCUCUUCCGACCCCGCGCAACCUCCCGUCCAUGUCCACGGCAACGGCAUCCACCUGUACCGCCCGCACGCCACCAUCAGCAACUUUGUCCAGGACGGCAUCGUGUCCGACUGGGACGCGGCGUCGCGAGCCGUCGACCACGCGUUCAAGGACCGCCUCCGCAUCAAGUCGCUCGACGAGUUCCCGCUCCUGUCGACCGAGCCCAGCUGGAACACCAAGGAGAACAAGGAGAAGAUGGUCGAGCUCGCGUUCGAGACGUGGCAGGCCCCGGCCUACUACGCCGUCGACAAGGCCGUCAUGAGCGCGUUUGCGGCGGGCAAGGGCUCGGCCCUCAUUGUCGACAUCGGCGACGAGCUCACGACCAUCACGCCCGUCUACGACGGCUUCGUCCUGCGCAAAGCUAUCCAGAAGCAGCCGACCGGCGGCGCCCUUCUUUCCGAGGUCCUCCUCACCCAGCUGCGCGCGGCCAACAUCCCCGUCACGCCGCACUACCUCGUCAAGACCAAGGAGCCGGUCGACGCUGGAGCACCGGCCAAGGCAACGCUCAGGUACCGCGUGCCGAAUCCGUCCGACCCGAACGCGCCGACGACGCCGUCGUACCACCGCCUGCAGGAGAUGCGCCUCAUGCACGAGACCAAGGAGGCGACGUGCGAGGUCCUCGCGCCACAAUGGGACGACGCCGCCGCGACGUCCAAGCCGACACGGCCCUUCGAGUUCCCCGACGGCUUCAACACGUAUCUCGGCGCUCAGCGCCUUACGACGCCCGAGAUCCUGUUCAACCCGCAGCGCUUCCUCCCUCCCGACCCGCUCGCCCGCCUCAUCCAGUCGACCCUCGUCCAGGUCGACCCGGACCUGCAGGCCACCCUGCUCGCCAACGUCGUCGUCACUGGCGGCACGACGUUGAUCCCGGGCUUUGUCGACCGCCUCCAAGCCGAGCUCGGCGCGAUUGCGCCCGGGACCAAGGUCAAGAUCCAUGCGCCCGCCUCGGCAGCCGAGCGCGUCCACACGUCGUGGCUCGGCGGGUCCAUCCUCGCCUCGCUCGGCACCUUCCACCAACUCUGGAUCGGCAAGGACGAGUACCAGGAGAUCGGCACGUCGGUUGUGCACCGUCGCGCAAAGUAG
This is a messenger RNA of Rhodotorula graminis WP1, 1257 nucleotides long. RefSeq lists its product as uncharacterized. Gene Ontology annotation, biological process: regulation of transcription by RNA polymerase II. Gene Ontology annotation, molecular function: chromatin binding. The record is from RefSeq and is a predicted model, not a curated record. Gene Ontology annotation, cellular component: NuA4 histone acetyltransferase complex; SWI/SNF complex. The transcript has 9 exons. NCBI's taxonomy places the organism in Eukaryota, Fungi, Basidiomycota, Microbotryomycetes, Sporidiobolales, Sporidiobolaceae. The coding region runs from base 1 to 1257 and encodes 418 amino acids.